AUGUCCGUGGCUCAGCGCCGCGUCCACGCCACUAUUUUUAAGGCGACUGUGGGAGACAUCAUGGAGUCAGUGAACAGGACGCUGAGCGAGUACCAGGGGAAAAUGCAGAAGAUCGAGACCGAAAACGAAGGCCUGAAGCGGCUCCUGAGGGCCCAGAGCUGUGCUGAACCCACUGCUGCAGGACCAGUUUUCAUGGAUGCCAUCGACGACAAGACAAAGGAAGGAGUUCUUGAACGCAGCGUGGAGCCGGACAGCGUCUCUGGACAGUCCUCCUUCAGAAUGUCCAUCUGCAGCAGCGACAAGAAGAGCAGACGAAAGCAAAAGGCCACGAAGAGACAGUUGCUGCUGUUCAGUUCCCCUCAAACUAACAACGUGUCAGAGGGUCAGAGCCCGCCACGAUCCAAACCUUCGCACCAGACAGAGAAUCUCAACGUAAAAUCUGCUCAAUGUGGACCAAUCAAUCUCUCUUACUCCAUGAGACCUAUCAAAACAGAAAGUAUAGAUGUUGGCUACACGCACACGGAGACAUUCACACAACCUCAGACCCCACACAUGAAAGAGGAGGGCGCUGAGGCUGGAUUUAACAACACUUUUGACUCAACUUCUCAAACUUGUUCUCACUUUACAAGCAACGACUCGACGUUGAAGCCAGAAACGGACUUACACGGUGACGAUUUCCAGGACGAGCCGGACGACUUUGACCCCGAGCAAGAUCCGGGGAGUGAUGAGUUCAUGCCGCUGGAAGACGAGCCCGAGGACGAAGGCGACCCGCAAAACUUUCUAGACUGGCGUGACAACUUUCUGCGUUGUCCGGUCUGUCCAGAAACUUUCAACCGCGCGAAACUACUCAACGCUCACCUGAAGAUGCACAAAGGAGAGAAGAUCUACGGCUGCUCCUUCUGCGGGAAGCGCUUUAGCCGCGCCGAGGUCCUGAAAGCCCACAAACGGACGCACACGGGGGAGAGGCCGUACUGCUGUAACCUCUGCAGCAAGACGUACGCACACCCGAGCCAGCUGAGGGUGCACAAGCGUCUGCACACCGGAGAGAAGCCCUACAUCUGCUCCUUCUGCGAGAGGGGCUUCGCGGAGCACAACCAGCUGAAGGUGCACCUGCGGACUCACACCGGGGAGCGGCCGUACAGCUGCAAGGACUGCGGCAAGACCUUCAGCAACGCCGGAAACCUGCGCAUCCACGAGAGGAUCCACACCGGGGAGAAGCCCUACUGCUGCGCCCAGUGUGGGAAACGCUUCAACGGCCUGGGGGACCUGAAGACGCACUACAGGAUCCACACCGGGGAGAGGCCCUACAGCUGCGAGCUCUGCAAGAAGACCUUCAGCCAGACCGGACACCUCACCAUACACAUGCGGAUGCACACCGGCGAGCGCCCGUACAGCUGCGACGACUGCGGCAAGACGUUCACCCAAGAGGUUCAGCAGAUCGGGACACCUCAAGAGACACGAGCUGGUCCACACCAAGGACAGACUCUACCUCUGCAGCCACUGCGGCAAGACCUACACCGACCAGUCCUCGCUGAAGAAGCACCAGAAAGUGCACCAAGGAGAGGAAGGAGAGGAACCAGGGACCAGCUCUGGGACCAGCUCUGGGACCGAGCCAAACAGGGCUUCACCGGAGCCAAACAGGGCUUCACCGGAGCCAAACAGGGCUUCACCGGAGCCAAACAGGGCUUCACCGGAGCCAAACAGGGCUUCACCGGAGCCAAACAGGGCUUCACCGGAGCCAAACAGGGCUUCACCGGAGCCAAACAGGGCUUCACCAGACUGAAGUAUUACUGA
Knipowitschia caucasica is the source of this 1794-nucleotide messenger RNA. Lineage: Eukaryota; Metazoa; Chordata; Actinopteri; Gobiiformes; Gobiidae. The record is from the annotation of a GenBank genome assembly.